Molecule: messenger RNA, 2508 nt
Organism: Lolium perenne
Lineage: Eukaryota; Viridiplantae; Streptophyta; Magnoliopsida; Poales; Poaceae
Product: zinc finger protein 7
Biological process (GO): negative regulation of abscisic acid-activated signaling pathway
Source: RefSeq, a predicted model, not a curated record
CUGGUUUUCUUCCUCUUCAAGAAUCAUGCUGUUCUUAGUGUUGUGUUCUCGAUUAAUUCUUUCUGCAUGAUCUGUUGGCCGGCCAAACGAACAUCAACAGAAUUUAGGUUCAGAUGAGUACGAUGCAUAUAUCUCCUCCUAGAAUUAUCAAGAUCUUUCAACCGGUUUUGCCAUGACGAUCCAUUCAAGCACGGCCUUUUAUUUUCUCCAAGUGACAAGACUCUAGAAUAACAGUAGAAAUUCUUUCACGAAUCUAGUUCGUGCGCGCUCCACUCCAGUGCCCGGUGAUGUUUUUGCCGGUUGGUAGCACGUCGCUCUACCAGGUUUUUGUUCUUUAUACCACCAGAUGCAGCUGAUAGGGUCUCGCGAUCUCGUCUCUCGGUAAUCAUGUCUUCCUGCUUCCUAUGUUUUGCCAAAACUGGCGAAUCUCCUGGUCCAAGUACUCGCAUAAUUUAUACCUGUCCUAAGCAAGGUAGCAUCACUAAGCCGUAUACUAACAAGAGUACUUUCCCCAAAUUAAUUGCAUUACAUGUCGUCGAGUAGGACCAUGCGUAAUUCGACCCUAGAGAGUUGCUGAUGCUUGUUUGUCUGUAACCCGGCCUCCUGGUAGUAAUCUGGUGAUGCUUGCAAUGGCAUGGACAAAAAGAAGUCCAAUCUGGUGCUCUUUAGACACUAUCAGAUAGUAACUUGUAGCACAUGAAAAAUAACAGAGAAAACUUGUAGCACAUGAAAAACAACAGAGCAAUCUUGUUUGUUGGGCUUCUGAAAAAAAAAAGUCUUCUUUGUUGUUGAAUUUGCGUAGUCAUCCAGCAUUCACGAUUUUCGUUCUCAUCUACUCCAUGAUUUAGACCUACAGAACACCAUGAUUUAAACUGAACGGGGUUUAACUGGCAACACCAAAGCUUCCAUCUUUUCGUGACAACAACUGAAUGUGCUAUUCUUGGGCUUUCUCCAUCAGAUAAGGUUCCGUUUUAGAGAUUCCCGGACCAGAAAAGAAGCCAUGCUUUUCAUCUGUUCGUCCUCUGGUUUGGCAUCAAACAUGGCAUAUCUUGGCUUAGCAGUGGAUCAGAUACUUCCCUUUAUUUGUCACACCUCCCAUCUCUGAGUUCCAAUUUUCAGCUAUUCUGCAAACAUGACAUGUGUAUCUGCUAAGAUUGUUAGCUAGAGAACUUCUGUUGUGCUUCUCUAGUCAUCAGGAUAAUUCUGAAUUAUUUUCUUAGAUUCCUGCAUUGACAGCAUAAUCAACUGUCGUCUUCGGAAUCACGUAAACCCGAAGCAAUCUUAGACAAAAAUGUGUCAAUUCAGACAUCAUAGUGCUUAUCCACGAGGCUAAGCAUGCCCAUCUCUUGACAUUCAGUUUGUCAUGAUCACCACAACUGACAAGAACAACACAUGUUCUUUUAUCCUUGUACACUCAUGGCUUAUCUGCACUCUGGUGAGAGCUAAGGAAAGAAAGUGACUCUAGGGAAAAAAAAAGGUUCAGACUUCAGAGAGAGAGAGGGUUCGUUUCAGAGAUGAAGAGCACCAGCGCCCAAGAACCGUGUGAGGAUCAGCUGUCUGACAUCAGCAGCCAGGAGGCGUCCAACUCCUCCUCCUGCCCGCCGGCCACCCUCGAGCUGUCGCUCACCGUCACCGCCGCCGCCACCACCACCGAGUCGAGCACCACCGACAGCAACGCCGGCAGGGGUGCGCAGGCCGCGGCUGCCGCGCGGGAGCCGGCGCGUGUGUUCACGUGCAACUACUGCCAGAGGAAGUUCUUCAGCUCGCAGGCGCUGGGCGGGCACCAGAACGCGCACCGGCGCGAGCGCACGAUGGCCCGGCGCGCCGUGCACCGUCUCGACGCCUACCCCUACGGCUACGCCGACGUGGCCUCCCUCCCUCUCUACGGCUCCCACGGCCUGUACCCCAUCGGCAUCCAGGCGCACGCGUCGGCGCACCACCAGGGCGUGGCCGUGCCGGCGCCGGCGGACCGGCAGCAGCAGCUGCAGCAGCAAGACCAGGCGCGGGCGAGGGCGCUGCUGGGCCCGAUGCCGUUCCUCGUGGGCGCCGACGAGGAGGCCAGCUUCGGGUGGCCGGGAAGCUUCAGGCCACCACCGUCGGCUGGCGGCGUGCUCCCCGCCGGCGCGGCCCUCCACCACUCUGGCUCCUUCUUCGGCAGCAGCAGCGGCAGCGUGGUGGUGCAAGCCGACGAGGAGCCCGACCUGACGCUUAGACUCUAGCCAGUCAGUCCGUACGACGUCGAUCGCCCGUAGAUUGGUGCAACUCGAUCGCCAGGUUCUUGAGAAUUGCUAGCUUUGCUUCCGCUUGAUGUCGAUCAGAUUAUUCAUCAGAACAUAAUGGUGGUAGACGACCCGUAUUGUUUCAUGCGAGCGUACGUCGGUACGUACGUGGAAGUAUUUUUGUACAGCUUGUGCUCUUCUGUGGUAUUGGUAGUAACGUGUACUCUGGAGUUUCCUGGGUAUAAGAUUCAUGUAUAACCAUGUUACCCAUGCAUUUCUGAUUGCUUUU